AUGGCCGAGGCUGCAGUGGAAAUUGUGACAGAAACCUUGAGUUCUUUGCUUCUUGAAGAAAUCAAGUUAUUGGGAAGAGUGAAACAAGAAGUUGAAAGCAUCAAAAGAGAAUUGGAGAGCAUCCGAUCUUUCCUCAAGGAUGCGGAUGCAAGGGCAGCAGUUGAAGAAGAAGGAGAAGGCAAUGAAGGUGUCUCAACAUGGGUUAAACAAGUGAGAGAAGAAGCUUAUCACAUUGAAGACGUCCUCGAUGAGUACAUGUUAAAUAAGGCAAAACAUCCGCAUGAUUUCGAUAGCGAUCUGAUGCGUUUGCUUUGUAAAAUGUGUUGCUUCAUAAAUGAACUGAUACUGUCCCAUGGAAUUUCAUCAAAGAUUGAAGAUAUCAAAUCAUCUCUAGCUGGUAUCCAAGAAAGAAGACACGCCUAUAACUUCAGUGAUCAAGGAUCAAGCAGUGGAACGAAAAAAGAUAUACCACAUGACUCUCGAGUUGGUUCCUUCUUCAUUGAAGAUGCUGAAGUUGUUGGCAUUGAAUCUACUAGAGAUGAAUUGAUUGGUUUGUUGGUGAAUGAAACACCUCAUCGCUCAGUGAUUGCUGUGGUGGGUGCAGGAGGACUAGGCAAGACCACUCUUGUCGGAAAAAUUUAUAACAACGAUGCUGUGCAGAAGCAUUUCAGCUGCCAAGCUUGGAUCACAGUUGGGAAAGAAUACGUGAAGGAAGAUCUCCUGAGGACAAUUAUACGGGAGGUUUACCGUCCAAUAGGAACCGCUCCAGUGGAAAUAGAGAAAAUGGAAGAGAGCCAUCUGAUCAAAACACUAAGUGACUACUUGAAGGACAAGUGUUACAUGCUUGUGUUCGAUGACAUAUGGAAAACCGAAUUUUGGGGAGAUGUAAAGCCUAGUCUUGGUAGUCUUGUUAACAACAAAACAAGCAGGAUAAUACUCACAACGCGGGAUCGGAGGGUUGCUGAUUCAGUUUCUUCUGUUAAAGUCCAUGAGCUUCAACCCUUGCCUUACGAAAAGGCAUGGGAGCUUUUUUGCAUUAAGACAUUUGGCCGCGGGGUGGGUUGUCCUCCAGAGUUGGAAAAAUUGUCCCAAGAUAUUCUUGCAAAAUGUGGAGGUUUACCACUAGCCAUUGUUGCGGUAGGUGGUCUUCUCUCAAACAAGAUCCAGGUUGUCUCUGAAUGGCAAAACUUACUUAAUGGACUCGGCUCAAAGUUAGGAAGCGAUCCCCAUCUAAAAGAUUGUAAUAGAGUUUUAUCUGAAGGUUAUUAUGAUCUACCUAGCCAUCUCAAAUCUUGUCUCUUGUACUUCGGUUUGUUUCCAGAAAGCUACAAAGUUAGUUGUGCAAGACUGAUUCGCCUAUGGUUAGCUGAGGGCUUUGUCUCAUACUCCAAAAUCCGCUUAUCUGAACAAGAUGCUGAACAAGUUGCUGAAGGAUUCUUGACUGAUCUCAUUAACAGAAGCGUGGUUCAAGUGGUAAAGACAGAUGUUGCUGGGAGACCUAGAAUAUGUCGAGUCCAUGGUCUGAUGCACGAGAUCAUCCUCAGAAAGACUAAAUAUUUGGGCUUCUCUCAUGUUGUGAACAGAGAAGUUUCGGGUAAGUCUAGUAAAAUACGGCGCAUUUCCAUACAAGGAGGUACUGAUGGUGUUCUUAAGAGCAGCGGUGACUCAAAGAUACGUUCUGUUUUUCUCUUCAACAUUAAUCAAAUUCCCAACUCUUUCAUGACUGCACUUAUUACCAAUUUUGAGCUUAUAAAAGUGCUAGAUUUUGAAGAUGGUCCUAUAGAGUACCUUCCUGACGGAGUGGGAAACCUCUUCCAUUUGCACUACUUAAGUGUGAAAAAUACGAAAGUAAAAGUACUUCCCAAGUCUAUUGGUAAGAAUCUCAACUUAGAGACAUUGAAUUUGAAGCAUUCUCUUAUUGCUGAGCUUCCGUUUGAGAUCAAGAAUCUGAAAAAAUUGCGGUAUCUGCUGGUAUACCAUGUUGAGAACAAUUUUAUUUGUGGAGUGAAAAUACCCAAGGGAUUAGGGUCUUUAAUGGAUCUUCAGAAACUAUUUUUUGUAGAAGCUAACUCUGAAGAACUUAAAGAGCUUACGAAGCUAAAGCAUUUGCGAAGGUUAGGCAUUAGACUGACAAAUACAAGUGGGAAGGAUCUGUGUGCUUGCUUUCCAAAUAUGGGAAAUCUUGAAUCUCUGGCUGUAUAUUCCACAAGUAGAGAAGAAACUCUUGAUAUAGAAUCCAUGGUUUGUCCUCUUCGGUCUCUUCAGCGCUUGCGCUUAAAAGGAAAUAUGAAGGUGCUGCCUGACUGGAUUUUUAAACUUGAAUCCAUUAUGAGAAUUGAUUUGGAUUUGUCAGGAUUAACUGAUGAUCCCAUGAGAGUCCUUCAGUCCCUGCCUAAUUUAAUGCACCUUACGCUCAUUGAGACAUACCAUGAUGAGCAGUUACAUUUCAAAGAAGGUUGGUUUCCAAAACUAGAAAAAUUGGAACUCGCUGACUUUAAAGGAGUGGAAUUGAUGAUGAUAGACAAAGGUCCCAUGCCUAACCUUAGAGAGUUAACUAUUGGACCAUGCCCACUAUUGAAAGAGAUUCCGAAUGGAAUUGAACAUUUAAGAAACCUUAAGUUUCUUGAGUUUCGACAUAUGUUGAAAGAGAUUUAUUAUAUGAUAAAAGAUAAAAAUUGGCAGAAAGUUACCCAACAUAUCCCGAAAGUCGGUGUCACUUUUUCGAAGGAAGGAAAAGAAUCUUAUGUCACUGCUAAGGAUCUGUCAUCCGUCUCUCCUGUGGAUUUUGAGCAGAAUUUUAAUGUUGCAAAGUGA
This is a messenger RNA of Pistacia vera, 2814 nucleotides long. Its product is annotated as disease resistance protein RPM1-like. The record is from RefSeq and is a predicted model, not a curated record. Gene Ontology annotation, molecular function: ADP binding. Bases 1 to 2814 code for a protein of 937 amino acids. The transcript has a single exon. NCBI's taxonomy places the organism in Eukaryota, Viridiplantae, Streptophyta, Magnoliopsida, Sapindales, Anacardiaceae. Gene Ontology annotation, biological process: defense response to other organism.